Cuculus canorus (common cuckoo) is the source of this 3275-nucleotide messenger RNA. It is a transcript of the gene RXFP1, whose product is annotated as relaxin family peptide receptor 1. The record is from RefSeq and is a predicted model, not a curated record. NCBI's taxonomy places the organism in Eukaryota, Metazoa, Chordata, Aves, Cuculiformes, Cuculidae. The coding region runs from base 305 to 2332 and encodes 675 amino acids. Gene Ontology annotation, biological process: G protein-coupled receptor signaling pathway. Gene Ontology annotation, molecular function: G protein-coupled receptor activity; protein binding. The transcript is spliced from 18 exons. Gene Ontology annotation, cellular component: membrane.
UGUACAUCCCAGCCUUCGCCUGUCACAGCGCAGACCCCAUCCUGUAAAGGAGAGCCUAAGGAGCCAAUGUGCUCCUAGAAACUUUAGUGUCUGCAUGUGUGUGUGCCAGAGAGCUGGGAGAGAGGGAGACCAAGCACAAAGCAGAGUACGGGAGGAAGGCAGGAAGGCAGGGGAGACAAGGGAGCUUGCUUCGUGCACUGCUGAAGACUGUCAGAAGCUGAUCGUAUAAGCAGUGCACUGGCUGGAGUGCAAUUUAAGGGUCAACGUUCGUUGACUUUAUUCAUUGAAUUGCUGAAGGACAGAUAUGAUAUCCGACAGCUGCUUCUAUAUGUUCUUGCUUAUUGGUACCAAGGCUAUUUGUGACUCUUUGGAAGAUCAUGUUUCUGGAAUUGGGGUCGGGUGCCCCCUGGGCUACUUUCCGUGUGGCAAUAUCACAAAGUGUUUACCCCAACAACUUCACUGUAAUGGUGAGGAUGACUGUGGGAAUUGGGCUGACGAAGACAACUGUGAAGACAACAAUGGAUGGUCUCUGCAAUUCGAUAAACAUACGAAGGACAAAUACAAUAAACUGAAAUCUCUGUAUGCAUUUCAGACAAAGACACUUGAGUGCUUGGCUGGUGCUGUGCCAGCAGAGUGUACCUGUCAAGGGCUGGAGAUCUUCUGUGAUGCUGCCAAAUUGCGUGCUGUCCCAUCCGUCUCUUCAAACAUAACCAUAAUGUCGCUUCAGAGGAAUCUGCUAAGGAAACUUUCUGCUGACAUUUUCAAGAAAUACCAAGACCUUAAAAACCUGUAUCUUCAGAAUAAUAAAAUCAGAUCUGUAUCUGAACGUGCUUUCAAAGGCUUAUACAACCUGACAAAGCUAUACCUAAGUAACAACAAGAUAACCAGUUUGAAGCCUGGCGUCUUUGAAGAUCUCCACAGACUUGAAUGGCUGAUAAUUGAAAAUAAUAGGAUACAUCGGAUCUCUCCAUUAACAUUUUAUGGACUCAAGUCACUCAUUCUCCUAGAGAUGAUGAAUAAUUCUCUUGCUCGUUUGCCUGAUAAACCUCUGUGCCAAUACAUGCCAAGACUAAACUGGCUAGACUUUGAAGGCAACCAUAUCCAUCAUGUAGGAAACUUCACUUUCAUCUCUUGCAACACCCUAACUGUACUGGUGAUAAGACAAAAUAAAAUCAGCUCUUUAAAUGAAAACAGCUUUUCUUCUCUCCAGAUGUUAGAUGAACUAGAUUUGUCUAGCAACAAGAUUGAAUCCCUUCCUGCGUAUAUAUUUAAGGACCUAAAGGAGCUUUCCCAACUGAACCUUUCUUACAACCCCAUCAAGAAAAUACAAAUAGACCAGUUUGAUUUUAUAACUAAACUCAAAUCCCUCAGCUUGGAGGGCAUUGAAAUUGCAAACAUCCAGAGAAGAAUGUUCAGACCUCUGAGAAACCUUUCCCACAUAUAUUUUAAGAAAUUCCAGUACUGUGGAUAUGCCCCCCAUGUGCGCAGCUGUAAGCCCAAUACUGAUGGGAUUUCAUCUCUUGAGAAUCUUUUAGCAAGCAUCAUACAAAGGGUUUUUGUCUGGGUUGUAUCUGCCAUCACCUGCUUUGGAAAUAUUUUUGUUAUCUGCAUGAGGCCUUACAUCAGAUCAGAGAAUAAGCUUCACGCCAUCUCAAUAAUGUCUCUCUGCUGUGCUGACUGUCUGAUGGGAAUAUAUUUAUUUGUGAUUGGAGCUUUUGAUCUUAAGUAUCGUGGAGAAUACAACAAGCACGCUCAGUUGUGGAUGGACAGUAUUCAUUGUCAAUUGGUGGGAUCGCUGGCUAUUGUGUCUACAGAGGUGUCAGUCUUACUGUUGACUUACCUGACUUUGGAAAAAUACAUCUGCAUAGUUUAUCCUUUUAGGUGUUUGAAGCCCAGAAAACGCAGGACAAUUUCCAUUUUGGUUCUUAUCUGGAUAAUUGGGUUUGCUGUUGCGUUUAUCCCACUGAGCAAUAAAGAAUUUUUCAGGAACUACUAUGGCACCAACGGCGUCUGUUUUCCUCUUCACUCAGAACAAUCAGAAAGUUCAGGAAGUCAGAUUUAUUCUGUUGUCAUUUUUUUAGGUGUAAACUUGGCAGCUUUUAUCAUCAUUGUGUUUUCCUAUGGGAGUAUGUUCUACAGUGUUCACCAAACAGCUAUUACGGCUACUGAAAUUAGGAAUCAUAUUAAAAAAGAGAUGAUCCUUGCUAAACGUUUUUUCUUCAUCGUAUUUACUGAUGCACUAUGUUGGAUACCCAUUUUUAUUUUGAAACUCCUCUCUUUACUUCAAGUAGAAAUACCAGUACAUGGCAGAAAAAAGAGCUUCUUUAUGUAGGGCUUGUAAACCCUCUUGGAAAGAACAUGUGGACAUGAACAGUUCCAUCAGCAAUAGUGGAUUCAGACUCAACGUCACAAUAGAACAUUGGCGAGAAAACAUUUUAGCUCAGAGACUUUGAUAUGCUGACCAGGAGUGUUGGGAGUCACCUUUUCAAAGUUUUUAUUUAUGUUUCAAAUAUCUGGAAGUUAUGCUGAUUAUAUCAAAUAAUUUAAGCUAUUUUAAAUUUUCUAUAAUGCUUCUUGCUGAAGUCAUCAAACUACAUAAGAAAUCUUAAACAAAAUACUGUGAAAAGUAGAAGCAGAUGUACUCUGAGUCAAGAAAACUUGAAGGAAUCUUGCUGAACCGCAGAGUCAUCUUGAGUUCAGCAAAUGAAUGUUCUGCAUUAGAUAAACCAGAUCAAACAGUAAUUACUCUUUUCAUAAAAUUAAAGACAUUGCAAAGAGUUGUCAAAGUUUACAGAAGUUUUAAACCCCAUUUGAGAGUAUUUCUGUUUCUUUGGGGAUACACUGUGACAGCUUCUGAACUACUGCUUGUUUCCAAAACUGCAGAAUACCGUUACAGGCAUCAAUAGGAAUGUAUUGAUAUCGCAACAAAGUCGUAAACCCCGAGGUGGGGGAAGGGAGAGCAAAUAAAGCUUUCUGUACUGCUUGGAACCGUUUAUAAUUGUUUUAUAAAUAAAACAGCGCAAUGGAGUGCACCCACUAACAUCUUUCAGCACUUUAAUCCUGUCCCUUCACCUGCCCCUCAGGUAACAGAUAAAUUAUCUCCCAAACAGUAAAAGUGAGAAAGGGAUGCUGUAAAAACGCACACAGAUUACUAUCUCGACAGGAGAGCAGGAAGUCUUCAGAAAGGAAGAUGGUGUGAACAUGGAAACUCUUACCUCACAGGGCAAGAAGGAGAUAAUGAGAAUGUGUACAAUAUCUUUUGUUGAGGGAAGAAU